Messenger RNA from Colletotrichum graminicola M1.001, 1116 nucleotides. RefSeq lists its product as uncharacterized. Lineage: Eukaryota; Fungi; Ascomycota; Sordariomycetes; Glomerellales; Glomerellaceae. The record is from RefSeq and is a predicted model, not a curated record. Gene Ontology annotation, cellular component: nucleus. The transcript has a single exon. Gene Ontology annotation, biological process: regulation of DNA-templated transcription; aflatoxin biosynthetic process. The coding region runs from base 1 to 1116 and encodes 371 amino acids. Gene Ontology annotation, molecular function: DNA binding.
AUGUCAUUCACACCGAACCUACUCUCCCUCUUCCCCCCACCUACCGCCGACAGCCUGGGCCUGUCGGAUGCCGACGCAGCUUGGCUGCUUGAGCCGGAUGCCGACCCGGCCCAGAUGCAGAUGCAAUUGUCCGACAUCGGGCCAACGGACAUUGAGAUUCCCGAUGUUCCUGACACGGACCUGGAACGAGACGGCCAGUUCCACCCCAACGUUCUGGCUGAUAUCUUUACUGGCCAGGACUCACCAGCAGGCUACCAGACGUCGAAUGACUCCUCCCUAUCGGUGCCUGUAUCCCGAUCACCGUCCACAUCGUCGGCCUUGUUCCUAUGGUCGCCGUCCUCGCCCCCAUCGUCCGCGCCGCAUCAUCGCCUCCCGUUCGCCGAGGCACAGAUGCAUGUAGAGGAACCCCAAGCUAAGCUAUGUACCUCCAAGAGGUGCGGCUCUGAAACAUGCCUUGCAGCAGCCCUUCGCAUCCUCAAGACUCUUCACAUUGCCCACUCGGCAUGCCUGAGUGCGCACAGAGAAGCCCCGGCCGUCCAACAAACCCGGAAGAUGGAGACAGUGCUUUCCACAAACAAGGACGUCGUCGCCGGCAUGGACCCGAUACUGGCUUGCUCCUGCUCAGCCAGGUCCCUAGUUCAGCUGCUGCUGCUCAGUCUUUGCGGUAACCUCAUCGCUUGGAACAGCGCCAUGAUCAGCGCCGACUUUGACCAAAGCGACGAUACGUAUUCUCCGGCAUCCGCGCUGUCAGCCAAUCUCUCUCAAACUCCCAGGGCACGUGUACUAACCCAACCCAUCACCAUCGGCCAGCACCAGAUCGGUGGAAAGCUCGGCCGGGUUCUCCACGCCCAGGUGAUGGCUGGCGAGCUGCGUAUUCUGGAAGGCUUGGUUGAUGCAUUGUCUCGCCGCUUUGCCGAGGUCCCAAAGUCGGAUGUGGUCUUCAGCACUUUUCCCACCAGCACUGACGCGAGGAAUGUCAACAGUCGUGCUGCUACUGCCUCGGAACCAUCUUCGUGGCACUCCCAGGGUCUCGCUAAUAACGUACACCGCCACAUCAUCUCGUCACUGCGUACAAGACUAGAGAACACACGAGCUCUGGUCUUCUCUCACAACUAG